Racocetra persica is the source of this 171-nucleotide messenger RNA. NCBI's taxonomy places the organism in Eukaryota, Fungi, Glomeromycota, Glomeromycetes, Diversisporales, Gigasporaceae. The record is from the annotation of a GenBank genome assembly.
AACAACCAAUUGAAAGAAACAUUAGUUCGAAUGUUCAAGGAUAUUCUCAGUGAAGUUAAAGAAGAAAAGAUAACCGAUACUUACUUUCGUGCCGCCAAUAAAAAAGAAUAUCAUGCGCAAGUUUAUGACAAUAAGCUAAAACAAUUAACCCGAGAACCAUCAAAGGGGUAG